Molecule: messenger RNA, 366 nt
Organism: Suillus bovinus
Lineage: Eukaryota; Fungi; Basidiomycota; Agaricomycetes; Boletales; Suillaceae
Exons: 2
Coding region: 1-366 (121 amino acids)
Source: RefSeq, a predicted model, not a curated record
AUGUCGUCGCCAUCAGAUUCCUCCCCAGAGACACCUGGAUUCACGGCAACAUUCAUUAUUUACCUUGAUACAUACACCAAGACUACUACUGCAAAUAAUGGCAAAGCAAAAACCAAGGAAGUGAAAUCUACAAAAGUCAAGGAACUGGUCUUUCAAGUCUCUGAGCCCAACUACAUUGAAUUUCUGACAACAAUUCUCAUGAAGCACAACAAAUCACACUAUAGGAUCACUGAGAGGAAGAAAUACACUUUCAAGUACCUCCUUGGCAAUUCUCUGGUUGUUUAUAGAUGUGCCAAAGCAAUGGAUGUUGACAACCAAGCUGAUUAUGCGGAAAUGGCAAAGAAACUCAUCUCCAAAGAGCCUUGA